UCUUAUUAUUUGGGAUUUGGGUAGAGAUGGGACAUAGCUCUCGCUGCUUGAGACUUAUCUGUUCUUCUCUGACCCAGUCCUCUCCUGUUCUCCAGCAUGGUGAGUCUGUGGCUCCGUGGAAGCUCCUGCAUGGCACGUCUGACAAUGAUGCUGAUGACACUGAUCCUUCCCAUGGCUUUGGCCAGGGACACCAGAUCACGUUUCUUGAAGCAAGAUUCAUUUGAGUGUUACUUUUCCAAUGGGACGGAGCGGGUACGGUUGCUACACAGACACAUCUAUAACCGGGAGGAGGUCGCGCGCUUCGACAGCGACGUGGGGGAGUACCGCGCGGUGACUGAGCUGGGGCGGCCGGACGCCGAGUACUGGAACAGACAGAAGGACCUCCUGGAGCAGAGGCGGGCUGCAGUGGACACGUUCUGCAGACACAACUACGGGGUUGGUGAGAGCUUCAUUGUGGAGCGGAGAGUUAAGCCAAAGGUGACUGUGUAUCCCACGAAGAUGCAGCCCUUACACCACCACAAUCUCCUGGUCUGUGCAGUGAGUGGCUUCUACCCAGGCCAAAUUGAAGUCAGGUGGUUCCGAAAUGGCCAGGAGGAGCAGGCUGGCGUCGUGUCCACAGGCCUGAUCCAGAAUGGAGACUGGACCUUCCAGAUCCUGGUGAUGCUGGAAACAGUUCCUCAGAGUGGAGAGGUCUACACCUGCCAGGUGGAGCACCCAAGCCUGACAAACCCUGUCACAGUGGAAUGGAGGGCGCAGUCUGGAUCUGCACAGAGCAAGAUGCUGAGUGGAGUGGGCGGCUUUGUGCUGGGUUCGCUCUUUCUUGUGUUGGGGAUGUUCAUCUACUACAAGAAUCAGAAGGGACGCUCUGGACUUCAGCCAACAGGACUCCUGAACUGAGGAGAAGGUGACAACACUGAAGGAAGGACCCA
Messenger RNA from Marmota flaviventris (yellow-bellied marmot), 929 nucleotides. RefSeq names its product HLA class II histocompatibility antigen, DRB1 beta chain-like. Lineage: Eukaryota; Metazoa; Chordata; Mammalia; Rodentia; Sciuridae. Gene Ontology annotation, biological process: antigen processing and presentation; immune response. Gene Ontology annotation, cellular component: membrane; MHC class II protein complex. The record is from RefSeq and is a predicted model, not a curated record.